Molecule: messenger RNA, 1536 nt
Organism: Lemur catta (Ring-tailed lemur)
Lineage: Eukaryota; Metazoa; Chordata; Mammalia; Primates; Lemuridae
Gene: ATP1B3
Product: ATPase Na+/K+ transporting subunit beta 3
Exons: 7
Coding region: 187-1026 (279 amino acids)
Biological process (GO): sodium ion export across plasma membrane; intracellular sodium ion homeostasis; potassium ion import across plasma membrane
Cellular component (GO): sodium:potassium-exchanging ATPase complex
Molecular function (GO): ATPase activator activity
Source: RefSeq, a predicted model, not a curated record
CGUCAGGCUCCCGCGGCCCGAGCGGCUGCCCGGCGCGGCGCGGCGCAGUCGGCCCCAGUACUCCCGGUAACGAGGAGCUGUCCUCGGCCGUCCCACCCUCCGCCGCUGUCGCCGGGCCGCGCCGCUAACCGGGACGCGCCUCCGCGCUUCUCGCCGCCUCCACCCCUCGCCGUCCGCACACACACCAUGACGAAGAAAGAGAAGAAGUCCUUCAACCAGAGCCUGGCCGAGUGGAAGCUCUUCCUUUACAACCCGACCACCGGAGAGUUCCUGGGGCGCACUGCCAAGAGCUGGGGUUUGAUCUUGCUCUUCUACCUAGUUUUUUAUGGGUUCCUGGCUGCACUCUUCUCUUUCACGAUGUGGGUUAUGCUUCAGACUCUGAACGAUGAGAUUCCAAAAUAUCGUGACCAAAUUCCUAGUCCAGGACUUAUGGUUUUUCCAAAACCAGUAACUGCAUUGGAAUAUACAUUCAGUUCAACUGAUCCAGCUUCCUAUGAAGAGUACGUUAAAGAACUUAAGAAGUUUCUAAAUCCAUAUGGUUUAGAAGAGCAGAAGAAUCUCACAGCAUGUACUGAUGGAGUACUCUUUGAACAGAAGGGGCCGGUUUAUGUUGCAUGUCAGUUUCCUAUUUCCUUACUUCAAGAAUGCAGUGGUGGGAAUGAUCCUGAUUUUGGCUAUUCUCGAGGAAACCCUUGUAUUCUUGUGAAAAUGAACAGAAUAAUUGGAUUAAAGCCUCAAGGAGUACCAAGGAUAGCUUGUGUUUCAAAGGAUGAGAAGAUAGCAACUGUAGCAACUUAUCCUCCUAAUGGAGUUAUAGACUUAAAAUAUUUUCCAUAUUAUGGGAAAAAACUGCACGUGGGGUAUCGACAGCCAUUAGUUGCUGUUCAGGUCCUCUUUGAGCCUAACAGUACUGGGAAAGAAGUGACAGUUGAGUGCAAGAUUGAUGGAUCACCCAACCUAAAAAGCCAGGAUGAUCGUGACAAGUUUUUGGGACGAGUCGUGUUCAAAAUCACCGCGCAUGCAUAGUAUUAGUAGGAUAUCUCCACAGAAUAAAUGUUGUAUUGUCUGUCUUCGUUUUAUAUCAGCUGGACCUGCCAUUCUAGAAUUAUGAGACCAUCUUGGAGAAAGGUGGUGUGGUGCAUGACGCUGGGGUAGCAUCAGAACGUGCUUCCAGAUCGUAGUGCUCGGUGUCCUCUGAAGUAACUGCCUGUUGCCUCUGCUGUCCUGAACCAGUGUACAGUCACCAGAUAGGGACCGGUGAACACCUGAUUCCGAGCAUGUAGAAUGGGGGUCUCUCGUCCUCUUUUUGUGUGGUUUAAUUGCCAAGUGUCUAAAGCUUACUGUGCUGUGCUAUGUAAAUAUUUUAUGGAUUUAACACUGGUUAACUGUCAUGUUUUGAUGCCAACAAAGUUUUAGUGAUAAAAUGGUACCUGGCCAACAUCAAGUGACUUUAUAGCUGCAAGAAAUGUGGUGGGGGGGGGAGUUCUGUAUGUGAGGAAGAAAAAAUAAAAAAUAAAAGUGGAUUUGAAAGUGUUA